Molecule: messenger RNA, 240 nt
Organism: Cooperia oncophora
Lineage: Eukaryota; Metazoa; Nematoda; Chromadorea; Rhabditida; Trichostrongylidae
Source: the annotation of a GenBank genome assembly
AUGGGUGGCAUAGUGGCUGUCAAGAAGAAAACCUACACCCAAAUUGGCGUUUUCUUUGUGAAAGAAGAGUUUCGCCAUUCUGGAAUUGGGUCGAAGCUCUUCAAAGAAGUUACUAAAGGCGUUGAUUGCAUAGCUUUCCAAGCAAUGCAUCAUCUGCUACCAACACUAUCCACCUUCGGACUCUGCAAACAGUUUGGUCGCCGUUUUAUCCAUGUGAAGAUCGACUUUCGCAGAACUGGC